CACAUCUUGUCGUAGCCCUAAAAAGGUAUUCCCAACAACUUGCACGACCUCCCAACCCUCUCCGCCAGUUUAUAAGAGGACCAAGCAUGCCAAUCUCUUCCCCAUACCAUCCCUUAACUGAGGAGCCCUUCACUUUGUCUCUUUAAGUUUCUUUCGCUUUCGUGGGUUCUUUUGUUUUAGCAGUACUAUAUAUAUACACUUCAUCUACGUACGUUAAUCCAUCGAGCUCGAUCCUCCGCCUGAGAGCAUUAAUGGCAUCAAGCUUUUUCAGUUCUUCUCGCGGCUCCAACUCCUCUUGGACGUCAAAGCAAAAUAAGCAGUUUGAGAAGGCUCUGGCUUUGUAUGACAAGGACACUCCAGACCGGUGGCAAAAUGUGGCCAAGGCCGUCGGUGGGAAAUCUGCCGAGGAAGUAAGAAGGCACUACGAGGUCCUUGUGCAGGACCUCAUUAAUAUAGAAUCUGGCCAAGUCCCGCUGCCCAAUUACAAGGCCACUGCGGGGAGCAACGGCAGAGGAUUCGACGAUUAGCAGAGGCUGAUGAAGAAUCUAAGGCUCUAAUGAAGCCAAAGCAUAACUCAUGUGGAUGUGGUCGAUCAUAAGAUCUGUAAAAAGUACGUGGAUGUGCCAUUAGCAGUAGAUGCCUAAAAAAAAAAUGUAUUUACGUCCUGAUCAUCAAUAAACUUGCACCUAUGGUAAGGGAUUGUCUAA
Messenger RNA from Alnus glutinosa, 707 nucleotides. Its product is annotated as protein RADIALIS-like 5. Gene Ontology annotation, molecular function: DNA-binding transcription factor activity. Lineage: Eukaryota; Viridiplantae; Streptophyta; Magnoliopsida; Fagales; Betulaceae. The transcript has 2 exons. Bases 252 to 527 code for a protein of 91 amino acids. The record is from RefSeq and is a predicted model, not a curated record.